Penicillium soppii is the source of this 705-nucleotide messenger RNA. RefSeq lists its product as uncharacterized. NCBI's taxonomy places the organism in Eukaryota, Fungi, Ascomycota, Eurotiomycetes, Eurotiales, Aspergillaceae. The record is from RefSeq and is a predicted model, not a curated record. Gene Ontology annotation, biological process: transcription initiation at RNA polymerase III promoter. The transcript is spliced from 3 exons. Gene Ontology annotation, cellular component: RNA polymerase III complex. Bases 1 to 705 code for a protein of 234 amino acids.
AUGAGGAUCAUCGACCCUCAAACCGCCGUUCUGACCAAUGUUGAGGUAUUGGCCUAUCUUACCUCCAACCCACCCCGCCGACCACCAAACCCGCCGCCAGGCUCGCGGAAUUGGGUACCGAGUCCGGAUCUCAGAGACCAUAAUACGGUCGUAAAAGAGAUUCAUAACUAUGCCAGCCGUCUUUCUCCUCAUCUUCUCCGAUACCCCCGCUAUACAGCUCGCCCCUCAUCCUCCCAGUCGCAUUUACAAUCACAAGCCGCAAUGACCAGCACACUACAAGCUUCAAACUCAGCAAUAGACUCAGAAGCUUCUUCCAUCCCGCCUCCAGUCCCUUCUACAGAAUCAACACCCAUGGAUAACGCCCUCCGGGACCUAGUAAUCCGCUUACAGCCCUACGGGCUAACCAAAGCCGAGGUCGUCAUGAUUUUGAACCUCGGUUUAGGGUUAAGCAACAACCCCAGCGCUGAAGCGGAGGGUGGAGAAGAACAAGGCACCAAUGGAGAUGGUGCUAUGGAAGUAGACGAGCAGAAUGGGGAAGGAGAGGCUGCUGAAGAGGAAGGAUCUCAGGCUGAUUACACCGCGGAGGUAUUGCUGGAUGCUGUUGUUGAAGAGCGUGAGCUCCGCCUCUCUGAUGAUGACAUGAAGGCUAUUUUUGCUAUUAUCCGAGAUACGCUUACGGCGGAUUACGAGAAUGUGAAAGGGUGA